UGUUGGGGCUUCCUCUCAAUCCUGUGACACCAAGGCUCCAAGAGUGUCACCCCAAAGAUGCUGCUGCCGCCGCUGCUGCUAUCGCUGCUGUGGGUAGGUGAGUGGGGCGGGGGCUCGACUAAUCCUCGUUUCCCCGCAGGGUCCCUGGCUCAGGAUCUGAGAUACCAGCUGGACGUGCCGCGGUCCGUGUCGGUGCAGGAGGGCCUGUGUGUCCACGUGGCCUGCUCUGUCUCCUAUCCCCGGGAAGGCUGGAAAGACUCUGACCCAGCUCACAGCUACUGGUUCCGGGAAAGGGCAGAUUCCCCUGGAGAUCCCCCAGUGGCCACAAACAACCCAGAGCAUGAGGUGCUCAGUGAGACCCAGGGCCGAUUCCUCCUUGUUGGAGACCCCUGGACCAAAGACUGCUCCCUGGACAUCAGAGACGCCCAGAGGAUGGAUACGGGGACAUACAUCUUUAGGGUGGAGAGAGGGCCUACUGUGAGAUAUAGUUAUAAACGGCAUCCACUUUCGGUCCGUGUGACGGCUCUGACAGACACACCUGACAUCCACGUCCAGGGGACCCUAGCAUCCGGCCGCCCCACCAACCUCACCUGUGCAGUGCCAUGGGCCUGUGAGAGGGGGACGCCCCCCACCUUCUCCUGGACCGGUGUUGCCCUCACCUCCCCGCACCCCGAGAGUCCCCACUCCUCAGUGCUCACCCUCACCCCAAGUCCCCAGGACCACGGCACCAACCUCACGUGUCGUGUGACCUUCCCUGGAGCUGGUGUGAGCACAGAGGCGACCAUCAGGCUUAAUGUGUCCUAUGCACCCCAGGAGCUGACCAUCAGAGUGUACCAGAAAGAAGGCACAGGACCUGAAACUCUGGGCAAAAGCCAGUCUCUUUCAGUCCAGGAGGGCCAGUCCCUGCGCCUGGACUGUGUUCCUGACAGCAACCCUCCUGCCAUGAUCAGCUGGACCCGAGAGAGCCUGACUCUGAGCCCCUCGAAUUCCUCGAACCCUGGGGUCCUCGAGCUGCCCCGGGUGGAACUGAGGGACCACGGAUUAUAUGUCUGCCAAGCUCAGCAUCCACUGGGCUCCAAGAAAGCGUCUCUGAAUCUCGUUGUGAGAACUCCCCUACAGCUGCUGGGCCCCUCCUGCUCCCAGGAGGACGAAGGUCUGAGCUGCAGCUGCUCCACGCGAGCCUGGCCGGCCCCCUCCCUGCACUGGCGGCUGGACGAGGGGCUGCUGGAGGGGAACUUCAGUAACACCUCCUUUGAGGUCGCCUCCAGCUCCGCCGGGCCCUGGGCUAAUAGCUCCCUGAACCUCCGCGAGGGGCUCAGCUCCGGCCUCAGACUCAGCUGUGAGGCCCAGAAUGCCCACGGGAAACAGAUCGUGAAGAUCCUGCUGCUGCCAGGGAGACCAGGACCCAGGACCGGCGUGGUUCAGGGGGCCAUCGGAGGAGCUGGUGUUACAGCCCUGCUUGCUCUCUGUCUCAUCUUUGUAGUGAAGAUCUACAGGAAGAAGUCGGUGGAGAGAGCGUCGAGCCAAGAUGGCGGCUGCCCAGCGCCGCGUCCCGCGUCCCGGGGUCACUUCAAUGAAUCCUGGUCAGACAGCGCCUCUGACUACCAGACCCCAGCUUCGGCUGCUUCCACCUCAGAGAAGGAACAAGAACUCUAUUAUGCAAACCUCAGUUUCCACAGACCGAGGACCCACAACUUUCAGGUCUGGGACACCACCGAGUACUCAGAGAUCAAGAUUGGGAAGUGAUAGGACCCUGUCUCCACCCCCAGAAAAUGCACCUCUGAGGGAUGUGUGUGUCAGAUACUGAUUCUUGAAGACUUGGCUGCCUGCUGAGUCAAAGCCUAUAAGUGAGAAGGUGAGGUUCCUUGGAGUGGCUGAAGGUCACAGUUAGAGAGUCCUGGGUUCAAAUCCAGGCUUGGGUAAUGCUAAGGGUGUUAUGUCAAGCAAGUCAAAGGAUUUUCUCUCUCUGUGCCUCAGUUUCCUCCUCUGUAAAGUGAGGAUAAUAUUCCUCAGUUCAGUUCAGUUCAGUCACUUAGACACGUCUGGUUCUUUUUAACCCCAUGGACUGCAGCACGCCAGGC
Bubalus bubalis (water buffalo) is the source of this 2081-nucleotide messenger RNA. Its product is annotated as sialic acid-binding Ig-like lectin 13. The transcript has 8 exons. Gene Ontology annotation, cellular component: plasma membrane. Gene Ontology annotation, biological process: cell adhesion. Lineage: Eukaryota; Metazoa; Chordata; Mammalia; Artiodactyla; Bovidae. Gene Ontology annotation, molecular function: sialic acid binding. The coding region runs from base 58 to 1746 and encodes 562 amino acids. The record is from RefSeq and is a predicted model, not a curated record.